AGCAAUGUACUGUUGGGAGACGACAUGACAGCGCAUCUAACGGACUUGGGCAUUGCAAGAAUAGUCUUGGCCAACUCUAUGGAUUCCAUGACUUCCACCUCACAUUUACUCAAAGGAUCAGUAGGCUACAUUGCCCCAGAGUAUGGAUUGGGUGUAAGGGUGUCCACCAAGGGAGAUGUAUUCAGCUAUGGAGUAUUAUCAUUAGAGAUAUUUACAAGAAUGAGGCCUACGAAUGCCAUUUUCAAGGAUGGAUUAACCUUGCAAAAAUGGGCAGCCGAAAAUCUCCCGCAUAGAGUAAGAGAAAUAGUUGACAGAAGUCUGCGGAGAGGAGACCAAGGAAAGGAGAAUGUGAUAUUCGACUCAGUAAUGAAAAUAAUGAAAGUGGGGUUGCUGUGCACACGAGUCUCUCCUAAAGAACGACCCAACAUGCUUCAAAAUGCUGACAGUUUAGAGAAUAUUAGGGCCAAUAUGUACUGUGACAUACUGAGAUGA
Molecule: messenger RNA, 492 nt
Organism: Cryptomeria japonica (Japanese cedar)
Lineage: Eukaryota; Viridiplantae; Streptophyta; Pinopsida; Cupressales; Cupressaceae
Product: putative leucine-rich repeat receptor-like serine/threonine-protein kinase At2g24130
Exons: 2
Coding region: 25-492 (155 amino acids)
Biological process (GO): protein phosphorylation
Molecular function (GO): ATP binding; protein kinase activity
Source: RefSeq, a predicted model, not a curated record